Molecule: messenger RNA, 692 nt
Organism: Drosophila melanogaster (fruit fly)
Lineage: Eukaryota; Metazoa; Arthropoda; Insecta; Diptera; Drosophilidae
Exons: 3
Coding region: 35-298 (87 amino acids)
Source: RefSeq, marked reviewed
AUUUGCGAACAAAACGCCCAUCGAGGAGUUGGAAAUGUGGAAACCGGACUCCAAGGCGGGCAUUAUUUGCUCCGGGGCUGCAUCGAUCUGCCUUGCGAUCGCCUACCUCAUCAUAUUCGCCAACUUGAGGGAAUUAUCCUACGCAUUUGGAGUUCACAUAGCGUCCAUGCAGAUUAUCAGCAGCGCAGUACUCAUCGGCGGAGCCAUCAAGGUCGGCCAUACUCCCAAUGCAACUUCCAAUUUUUCACCCACAUUCUCUCAUCGCAGGAGAGGCACAAGCUCUUCGUGCCCUGGAUGAUCACAACCGCCAUGUUCCUCUACUUAAUGGGUUACUCAUCCAUUGUGCUGCUGGCCAUGGGCGAUUGGUUAAUCGUCAUGUUUUGCGCAGCGCCAAUGAUAGGCUGCCUCGGAAUGGCAUUCUAUGCGGUGCAGAAGGCCUUCCGCAGGAUGCGCAAGGAUGGGCUUCCACCGAAGUAUGCCGACAUGCAAGUCAAAAGUAUUUUGGUGAAUCCCAUAUGAUGCAUUUUGCCAUUUACAAUUGUUGGUUUAUCAAAAGCAUGAUGCUUCUGAGAUAUGGUUAUAUAUUUUGUCUUUACUAAAUGCAAUAAUUAUAUAUAAUAUGGUGAAGAGCAUUUUUAGUGGUGUUAUUGUAUUUAUAUAUUACAUUCUAUAAUAUACAAAUUAAUACUGAG